This is a messenger RNA of Orbicella faveolata, 1988 nucleotides long. Its product is annotated as DBH-like monooxygenase protein 2 homolog. Gene Ontology annotation, cellular component: secretory granule membrane. Gene Ontology annotation, biological process: norepinephrine biosynthetic process; octopamine biosynthetic process; dopamine catabolic process. Gene Ontology annotation, molecular function: dopamine beta-monooxygenase activity. NCBI's taxonomy places the organism in Eukaryota, Metazoa, Cnidaria, Anthozoa, Scleractinia, Merulinidae. The record is from RefSeq and is a predicted model, not a curated record.
CACGGUUUCAGCUUGAACAUAUUUGGUCACGUUACGAGUUUUGACCAAUAGCGUGCGAUAGAAAUUAAUUGAUGGAUUAUAAGAACGGGAUAUCGACAAGAGAGCCCGAUAUCAUCCUCUCUUGAUAUUGGCCAAGGCUUUUUUUCGUGGUUAUUAUUUUGCUUAUUUUACCUCCGUCAGCGGGCAAAAUAAACCAAACCCUGCUUUAUACGAUUAUUGGCUACCCGAGCGGGCUAAACGGUACUAGCUAUCUUGUCCGCUCGGGAUUACCCGCUAAGUCUUGAAAGAAAAUAGUAGUCUUUUUCCAUAAAAGAAAUCCUUUAUUGACCAAGCUUGUUCACUUUGGAUGGCUGGAUGCUGGCGUCUUUCUUUUUUUUCGUUCGAUAAACACGCAUAAAAGGAAAUGCACGCUUAGUUGAUAAAUAAUUUCCCUUGCCCCGUCCUGCUUUCGAACCAAGUCCUCCUCGGAACGACAGGUAUUCCUGAAGACGAAAGUCGGCUGCUGAGUCAUUGGCGUCAGCGUUGCUUCGGAACAUGGAGCUGUCAGUGGUAGUAUCCUUGCUACUGUUCUGUGGAACUUCGUUUGCAGAUCUUUCAACAGAGUACGACAGCAAGGCUACUUUGGAUGACGAUUCCAAGUAUAAUGUGUACUGGACGCACAACGCCACUUCAGACAUGAUGUACAUUGCAGUUGAAGUGAAAGCGACGGGCUGGGUGGCCUUGGCGUUUACCAAGGAGAAAAGCUCCAAUAUGAAAGGCUACGAUACGUGUCUUGGAUCUGUAGCUGGAGGCACUAGCGUGUUGAACGAUUACUUGACAGAUGGUCACAGGGUUCCUUCAUUAGAUUCCCAGAAUGACUGCCAACUGGAUGAAGCUAUGGAGAGUGGCGGGACCACAACGAUCAAAUACCACAGGAAGGUCGACACCGGUGAUUCAAAAGAUGUGGUCAUCGAGAAAGGAGAAAUCAUUCUUGUGUGGGCAUACAAAAACACUGAUGACUCCCUGUCAAGGCACAAUGAGAAGGGCUUUGCAUCAGUGACCAUGAUAAGCGCCAGUGAGGCAGUCAAACUGAGAAGCUUUUACUGGAAACUUGGGGUGGCAUCUCUGUCCAUUGCUGUGGCUUUCUUGUUUAAGUAAAUGUUACAAAGGGCACAGAACCUUUUUUUGUCAUGUUCAGCUUUGCUAUAAAAAAAGCUGAUAAGUGAAUUCUUGUUGUGUAUGUGUUUUUUUGUAUUAUUUGUACUAUAACCUUUGCAGCUAAAACUCGUCACAAGAAUGACUUUUGACUGACUGGUCAAUAAGGAUUAAGUGAACGUAGUAAAGGGACCUUUUCAUGCACUGUCCUACAGUGAUAGCUAACAAUGGACCUUUUUGACAAUGUCACACAGUUAAAGAUAGAUUUAGCCAUGCCUAAAAGCGUAGCUCCUGAUUACAAUAAGUUAACCUGGCUUGACCAAUACCUAGGCAGUGGCCGCACUUAAGCAAUGUUGACCAUGAAAAAAGAGUUGUAUGGUUUUUUAUUUGUAUGCAUGCUUCUGUUCCUAUAGUUAUGGUGCUCCGCUUAGUGGUCCUUUGUGCUGCCGAAGCUUAGCUCUGAGCAACUGUCAAAACAAAUCGUCAAUGACGUGACAUCGUCAAAAAGGAAAGGGAUUACUCCAGCAAAUCACUGCAGAAGUUUCACGUAAAACUAUUCAACCAUGCUUUCCUCAGAUUCCCGCAAGGGAUGUAUAGCGAACUGAAAGAAUUAUUACCAGUAUUCCAUAAUUUCUCACUUGAACAAACGGCCUUGGAGAUUGAAAGUGUAACUUUAAUUAAAAGAGCUCCCUAAAAGGGAUAUGAUGUUGAGAUUUGAUUUUAUAAAGUAAUUAGUUAGGACAGUUCGGCUAAAAAUCGCUUUUUUUUGGCUUUAUUUGUUGAGUAUACUUCUUUAGGAAAAUGUUUUGUAUUUACCACGUUUUAAUAAAGCUUUUUAUUGUGUUGCCCGUUCA